This is a messenger RNA of Mollisia scopiformis, 1419 nucleotides long. RefSeq names its product sugar transporter family protein. Gene Ontology annotation, cellular component: plasma membrane. Gene Ontology annotation, molecular function: secondary active monocarboxylate transmembrane transporter activity. Gene Ontology annotation, biological process: plasma membrane lactate transport. The transcript has 3 exons. The record is from RefSeq and is a predicted model, not a curated record. NCBI's taxonomy places the organism in Eukaryota, Fungi, Ascomycota, Leotiomycetes, Helotiales, Mollisiaceae. The coding region runs from base 1 to 1419 and encodes 472 amino acids.
AUGUUGUCGACUCGUGCCUAUCUUCAGAAUCGUUUAAAAACUCUUCAGCCAGCGAAGGACCCGAUUGUUAACCCAUUGAAACUGCUUGCUUUGCUCAACAAAAGACAAUGGGCUUGUUGGCUUCUCGGAUUCUUUGCUUGGAGUUGGGAUGCCUUCGAUUUCCACUCCGUUACUCUCAGUUAUCCUGACUUUCCGGCAACAUUCAACAAAACAGAGCAACAAAUGACCUACGCCGUAACUUUUGCUCUCAUGACACGACCCAUUGGAGGAAUUAUCUUUGGCGGUCUCGCUGAUAGAUAUGGGCGCAAAUGGCCAUUCAUUGCAGAUUGCUGUCUGCUCAUUGUCUUUGUCUUGGCUACAGGAUUUACGCAGACCUUUGCUCAGUUUGUCACAGUCAGAGCUUUGUUUGGGGUUGCAAUGGGUGGUAUCUAUGGUAACGCAGCAGCUACUGCUCUAGAAGAUUGCCCAGAAGCAGCUAGAGGAUUAUUCAGUGGAUUGUAUCAGGCAGGAUACCCAUUUGGAUAUAUAUUGGCCUCGAUCUUCUACAGAGCAUUCAAAAACCAUACCAAGUACGGUUGGCGUCCGUUGUUUUGGUUUGGAGCAUGCCCGCCAAUUCUACUCAUCAUCUUCCGUCUUUGUCUCUCUGAGACGGACGCGUUUCAAUCAAGAAGGGCAUUUCGGAGUCAACGACAAAACAUCAAAGUUGCAGCAUCCGAAGUCUCCUUGGCUAUGAAGAAUCACUGGUUUCUCUUACUUUAUCUCUCAUUCAUGCUGGCUGGAAUGGCUUAUUGUUCUCAUAACACUCAGGAUAUUUACCCCACGGUCCUCAAGUUCACUUACGGGUAUUCUGUAUCUCAUGCUACCCUUGUACAAGUUAUCGGCAGUCUUGGAGGAAUGAUCGGGUCCUCCCUCACAGGUUACUGCAGCCAAUUCUUCGGCCGCCGCCUCUCAAUUAUCGCAACAUGCUUUCUGGGUGGAGCACUGAUAUACCCUUAUGGCUUUACAUCAGGACAUGGAGUCUACGCGACUGCAUUUUUCGAGCAAUUCUGUGUUCAAGGAGUGUGGGGUAUCGUUCCUAUCCACCUCAUCGAAUUGUCGCCACCAGCGUUUCGUACAUUCGUUGUUGGAACAUCGUAUCAGCUUGGAGUUCUAAUCGCGUCACCUUGCAACACAAUCAUAGAAACUCUGGGACUCCGCUACCCGCUACCAUCUGAUGGAAGCGGCACACAGCAUUAUGAUUACCGAAUCCCGAUUUGCGCUCUUACAGGGGCUAUGUUUGCGUAUGUUAUCGUCAUGGCAGCGAUUGGGCCAGAGAAACGAGGAAGAGGUAUGACAGAAGAUGAGAGUGAUGAUAGCGAUAUUGAGCCCGGCGAGCUUCCAGUAUCGAGAACCACUGGGAUUACUCAUCGAAGGUUCUAA